AUUCUGAUCACAUUCAUGAGAUAGAAACAAGAUCACAUUCUGCAAGCCAACCAAAUAAAUCCUCUGAAAAGUUUUUUCCUCUUGUAAUAACUUAUCACACAAAACUCUAUAAAUCUGCCAUUAAAUUUCGAUUAACCAUUUUUAAAAGUCUGUAGAUCAAUUCUUUUCGUACGUUGGGAUGGGGAAAAUGAGGUGGCAAUGCAUUGGUUUGUUGAUCAAUGACGAGACAUUGCCAAACAAGUCACCCAAAUCCACAAAACCUAACCCACUCUUUGCUUACAGGUUUGGGCAAUUCUAACCAAAAAAAAAACAGCAACAUGGAGUAUGUAGAAGCAUUCCUCAGUGAUUUCUCCGUCGAUGACCUUCUUGACUUGUCUAACACGGACGCUUUCGUACGAGAGAAGUCGUCUUCUUCACCAAGAGAAGAAGAACGUGAGAAAGCUAACAGCUCUUCCGACCAAAUCACCCUUCUUUCACCUCUCGAUGAUAUCUUAUCUCUUCCCGGCUCUGGCCCUAAGCUCAACGUUCCAGUUGGUGAUUUGGAAGACCUAGAGUGGCUAUCAAAUUUCGUGGAUGAUUCUUUUUCAGAUUAUCAUGACUUUCCAGUGAAUCCAGUUGCGUCGGUGGAGGUUCAAAGGCAGCACGUUCCGGUUAAACCCCGAAGCAAACGACGUCGUACUAAUGGCCAUCUAUGGUCUCUGGAGUCACCGUACUCCUCCUUGUACACCGCUGUCUCCACCGAGAAGAAGAAGAGAGGGAGACCGAAGGCAGAGACGUCGUCCGGGGACGGUGUCCAGCAGCAGACGAGGCGGUGCUGCAGCCAUUGUGGGGUCCAGAAAACGCCUCAAUGGAGGAUGGGUCCGUUAGGUGCGAAGACGCUGUGUAAUGCGUGUGGGGUCCGGUUUAAGUCGGGUCGGCUUUUACCCGAGUAUAGACCCGCUUGUAGCCCGACGUUUUCGACUGAGAUUCACUCUAACUCACACAGGAAAGUGUUGGAGCUGCGACUGACGAAAACGGCGGAUCAGGGUCAGGGUUGACCCGUUGUAACCGAGGUUUUUAAUUUAGUCUCAUGUCAACGAAUCAUAUGCAUGAUGUAAUGUUAUUAGAUAGACUACACCAGUAAGUUAUGAUAAUAUAAUCAGAGAGAUCGUAGGUUGUUCCA
Brassica napus (rape) is the source of this 1162-nucleotide messenger RNA. Its product is annotated as GATA transcription factor 7-like. Bases 219 to 1037 code for a protein of 272 amino acids. The transcript is spliced from 3 exons. Gene Ontology annotation, cellular component: nucleus. Gene Ontology annotation, molecular function: sequence-specific DNA binding; zinc ion binding. The record is from RefSeq and is a predicted model, not a curated record. Gene Ontology annotation, biological process: positive regulation of DNA-templated transcription. Lineage: Eukaryota; Viridiplantae; Streptophyta; Magnoliopsida; Brassicales; Brassicaceae.